This is a messenger RNA of Nilaparvata lugens (brown planthopper), 2189 nucleotides long. It is a transcript of the gene xit, whose product is annotated as probable dolichyl pyrophosphate Glc1Man9GlcNAc2 alpha-1,3-glucosyltransferase. Gene Ontology annotation, biological process: protein N-linked glycosylation. Gene Ontology annotation, molecular function: dolichyl pyrophosphate Glc1Man9GlcNAc2 alpha-1,3-glucosyltransferase activity. The coding region runs from base 100 to 1671 and encodes 523 amino acids. Lineage: Eukaryota; Metazoa; Arthropoda; Insecta; Hemiptera; Delphacidae. The transcript has 9 exons. The record is from RefSeq and is a predicted model, not a curated record. Gene Ontology annotation, cellular component: endoplasmic reticulum membrane.
ACAUAACCUAAAAGCUACAAGUGAGUUGUCUAGCGUUAUCAGAAGUCCAAACAAGUAAUGUGAUAAUUAAUUUAAUUUUUGUCUUAGUAGUGGCUUAAAAUGUUUUGGAAUGUAGUUGUUAUGAUUUCAUGCAUCAAAUUGCUGCUAAUACCAGCCUAUCGUUCAACCGAUUUUGAAGUCCAUCGCAAUUGGUUGGCAAUAACUCAUAGUUUGCCGAUCAAGAACUGGUAUAAAGAGGAUACUUCAGUAUGGACCUUGGACUAUCCACCGUUAUUCGCUUGGUUCGAGUACUUACUAUCUCAUGUUGCCAAAUACUUCGACAAAGACAUGCUGGAUGUCCAGAAUCUCAACUAUGAGUCAACUAAUACAAUUCUAUUCCAGCGUUUAUCAGUUAUAGUGUCUGAUCUAUUCCUAGUUUACGGUACCAAAGAAUGUUGUACCUACUUAAGCACAAGUGGCCUACGGAAGAGUAGCAAAUGGAGCUCGAAAUGGGGCUCACCCACCGCCAUUUUACAAUUGCUUCUAAUGGCCAACGCCGGCCUUCUCAUGAUCGAUCACAUACACUUCCAGUACAAUGGCAUGCUCUUCGGCAUCUUGCUCUUAUCCGUCGCAAAAAUAAUGCAGGAUAAAUGGCUGGUGGGAGCAUUCUGGUUCACAGUUCUCCUGAACAUGAAGCACAUAUUCGCUUACGUUGCGCCGGCUUAUUUCGUCUAUUUGCUGCGCAAUUACUGUUUUGUACGCACCACACAGGGCAGCCAACUGCGAUUGAAUCUCCUUUCGUUCACGCGCACUUUCAAACUGGCUGUGAUAGUUCUAUCUGUAUUCACUGUAUCAUUUGGGCCAUUCGUGUUCUACGGACAACUAGGACAGGUUCUAUCUCGCCUUUUUCCAUUCAAACGAGGGCUGUGUCAUGCUUACUGGGCACCCAAUUUUUGGGCCUUAUACAAUAUGUUGGACAAAGUUCUAGUUGUCUUAUUUAAAUUAAUGGGAAGAUCACUAAAGGCGAACCCAGCUAGUAUGACAGGAGGUCUAGUGCAGGAGUUCGAUCAUGCAGUUCUCCCCAGCAUAACGCCUAGAAUCACACUCUUCUGUACGGUGCUAUCAAUACUGCCAUGUCUAAUCAAACUGUGGAGAUGUCCUGGUAACCCAUUGCAUUUCAUGCGAGCGCUCAUACUUUGCGCGUUUGGAGCAUUUAUGUUUGGAUGGCAUGUCCACGAAAAAGCCAUUCUUAUGGUCAUUAUUCCUCUAAGUGUAAUUUCGGUUGUGUGGCGGAAGGAAGCCGAAAUCUACCUGAUGAUCUCAACAGUAGGCCACUACUCCCUGUUUCCGCUCUUCUUCACGCCAUUCGAGCAUAUCCUCAAGGUGUUCAUCCUGCUGAUCCACACAGUGUACGCGUUCGAGAGCCUCUCGAAUCUGUUGGACGUGAAGCACUCGCGCUUUGGCCUGCCACUGCUCUCCACACUUGAGUCGAGCUACCUGCUCGGCCUCGGUGGCUUGUUCGUGUUGGAGUCACUCGUCUACCCGAUGACCGAGCUCGCCGCGUCAUAUCCGUUCGCGCCACUCAUGCUCACCUCGGUCUACUGUGCGGUGGGCGUGUCCUAUUGCUGGCUGCGUUACUAUUGGAACUUUGUGUCGAUGAGUGAGACCGAUCACAAGCGCAAGGCAUACUAAGCUGUAUUGAAACCUGUUGAGCUUAUGCUGGGUUGUGUGUUUGUAGAGAGCCUAUUCAAAAUGCUGGUUUUUGUGUUUGUGGAGCAUCAUUGUGUUCAACUAUUGUGUAAUGCUAAACCUGUUGAGCCUAUUCAAAAUGAUAAAAUUUGUUGAAUGAGAAUUGAUAUUGUGGAAUUUUUCCAUAGUUUAAAAACACAGUUUUGUUUUUGUCACAUACACAUUUAUUAGACAUUUAUAAGCCGAAACAUUUAUUUUUUCAUUUACAACAUAUAUUUUUCCAUUUCAUCUUCAUUGGAAAAACACAGUUUUAUUUUUGUCACAUCCACAUUUAUUAUAUGCAUUUAUUUAGGACUGCAGUUUCCUGUUGAAACCAACACAUCUCCAGCUGCAGAUGUGUUGGUUUCAACACGAAAUUGCAGUCCUAAAUAAAUGCAUAUAAUAAAUGAGGAUGUGACAAAAAUAAAACUGUGUUUUUCCAAUGAAGAUGAAAUGGAAAAAUAUAUGUUGUAAAUGAAAAA